This is a messenger RNA of Fusarium vanettenii 77-13-4, 2031 nucleotides long. RefSeq lists its product as uncharacterized. The annotation marks the transcript as partial. Gene Ontology annotation, molecular function: zinc ion binding; DNA-binding transcription factor activity, RNA polymerase II-specific; DNA binding. Gene Ontology annotation, cellular component: nucleus. The transcript is spliced from 5 exons. Gene Ontology annotation, biological process: DNA-templated transcription; regulation of DNA-templated transcription. Lineage: Eukaryota; Fungi; Ascomycota; Sordariomycetes; Hypocreales; Nectriaceae. The record is from RefSeq and is a predicted model, not a curated record.
UCAACUGAAGGGCCCGGGACGAUGAACGUGAGACUUGCGGCCUGCGAGCCCUGUCGACGGUCCAAGUUGGCUUGUGGCCAUGAGCGGCCCACUUGCACCCGGUGUCGCGACCGAGGCCAGAGCCCACUCUGUGUUUACAGAAAGCGGCCAUUCCGCAGAAGGGCACUAAGAAGCCAUAGCAAGGAGCUCGAAGAAUCGAUGCCUGCUGAGGCCUUGGCAUCCUCCCCUUUGCUCCGAGAUAGCAUGCCGCCUGAAGCUGCAUCGACUGCAUCGACACGGCAGCGUCACUACCCAAACCCUGGCUACCUUGGAAUAUCUAGUCACUCAACUCUCUUUAACCAAGUGUUGUCAGGUACAGAAUCCGAUUCAUGUUCUCUCCAGCUGGCCGGGUCCACAUCAGACUCUCCGAUGCACCUCCUAGGCGACCAAGUCGUGAUGAAUAGUGCAGUGCAUGCCUUCACUCGCUUGGACCGGAUGGAUAUCUCCAAACUCACGCCCUUGGUUCAUUCCUGGCUUGCCAAGCGUGUCAACCUUCCCCUGGCCGGACCAUUCGUUGUCCGCUGCCUAGAGUCCGUUGAGCGAUGGAGAGAGCUCUUAACCUCUGACCCCGUCAUUGAAGUAGAGGACUCUCGGUUUGGAAGCAUGAGUUCCGUCUACGUGAGAGUCCUACUGGAAAACACCCACGAGCCUAUUGUUAUGCAUCGGGACAUGAGUACAGAAGACUUUCUUUCUCAGAUGCUGGGAAAGAAUCUGAGAUGGGAAAGCUUGGGCAUCUUCUUUGUUGCUGCUGCAAGGGCAGCAUACGACACACCUUACUUCACACCACUCUAUUCGACUAAUGAGCAGCGUCACAGGCUCAUCAAGGCGCUAACUUACGUAGGAGACUGCUGCCUAGAGACCUGCCUUGAACUGGAUUGCUUAAACGACCUGCAACUCGUUCUGCAGUACGAAAACUUCAUUGUACACUCCCAGGUGGACGGAGAUCAGAGCUAUCACUCCUGGAGAAGAAUCGGAGACGUGGCCAGCUCCCUGUUUGCUCUGGGAUACCACGAGAGGGUCGACGGAAACAACAUUCCACCCUUCAUCGUCGAGUUACGAAAGGCUUGCUUCGCUCGCAUAUACGCUGCCGACAAAAGUUUGGCGGUCUUCCUUGGGCGCCCACCACGAAUAGUGAAGGACUACUGUCGUUUUAAGAUCCCAAGCAACCUAGAGGAUGUAUGGGGGAUCGGUCGUGAUGCCGCAAACCGCGACUCCACGGUUCUAUCGGAGCCAUGUAGCGAUCGUGGAGGAAACGAUCGAACCAUCGCUGACGCCCAACCCAUCAACUACACCGCCGACACGCGUUGCUCGGCGUUAUUUGCAUUUCUGAAGGAGGAAGUGCUUCAGCUUCUUCGCAAGCGCCAUGUUUUAGAUGAUACAGGAGACUCAAGUCUAAAAGAUUGCCAGAGGGAACCGUUUGAACGAGACUUUCUCGCCGGGACCAGGCUCGAUUAUUUACACAUCCAUUUUCUUCUAGGCUUAGUUUCCCAACGAAAGAUAUCCGAGCCGAAUGAUUACCUUUUGACUGUAGCCACCGAGAUGCUCUCCAUCACUGUAGAAGUCAUAAUCUUACGCGACCAGUUGGUCAACUCUGGAUCAUGUCUUAUCUGGAAGGUUGCACAAUAUGGACUCCCUGCCGCGGGGAUUGUGUCACUGGCACUCUUGAACACUGCCACCGCGGACGCGGUAUCACGCUCGCGACCAAAGAUGAUACAAGACUUGAGUGUUCUAGUUGCAGAGGUAACAACUGGGGCUUGGAUCCAAGCUGGGGAACCUAACUUUGCUCUCUUUACGCGCGCAACUCGAACAAUCCAGAGUCUCCUUGAAUCCUUGUUAGCCGCGAGGCCGCCUGAAGUGUCGCAGGACUUGGGCCACAAUCUAGUUGAAGGCUGGGAUCCUUAUGCCAACUCACAACUGUGGGACUUUGAGAUGGAUUUCUGGGUCAAUCUUGCCGAACACCCCACCCUGGUUGAAUUGCCUGGUAGAUUGUAG